AUGCUUCAAAUCAUUAAAUACCUCCUAAUAACUUAAACGACGUACUUAACAUAUGCAGAACUGAUUUACCCUUUGAUGAAUUAAGAAAAUACCGCAUAAUGGGAAGACAACAUUUGGAUGAAUUGUGAAACCAAAACCUAAAUUUUACCUACAAAGUGUUCUGAAGGAGAAUUGGAUUGGGGAGAAUGCUAUAAAAUUCCAAGUGAGGGUCUUUGCACAAUUAAUGACAUUAAAACAACAUCUCAAGGAGAAUUGUACUUUGUUGUUGAUUUCCUGAGAGACAAGGAAGAUGAUAUAUUACGAUCUUAUGAUAUUGAAAUAAAUAGGAAUAGAUAUCAAUGGAUUGAAUUAACAGUUAACAGUUUAAGGUUGGACUCAAACUCAAUUAGCAUAAAGAUAUUAACUCCAGGUUUAGUGAUAGCAGGUUUAACAAUAAGGAAUACACCUACACCAUUUUCUAGUAAUUCUAUUUGUGAAGACAAUUUUUUUUAUUUCAAUUACAACUGCAUACCUCAGAUCUGCUCAGAUUCAAUCUCUACAAUCACUUCUAGCGCUCACAAUUAUUCAUUAAGUUUAAUUGAACAAAAUACGAAUAAUUUAAAAAUAACAUCCUAAUUUAACAUACAUUUAAAUAACUGCUUGGUUCCUAAGGUUUAUUUAACUAAAUCUAUUGAAGAUGACACAAUAACAAAGAUUUUAACAGAUGAUUAAGUUAAAGUAGAUGAAACUGAUAAAAGUGUUCUAUUAUAUUAUUUGACUCCAAGCCAAUACUAGUCCUGCGAAAACUUUGAAACCUAAGAGGCCAUUGUUUAUUAAUGCUAUAUAGGAGUAGCCAUUUCAGUCAAUAAAGCAACUUAAUACUUACUGAUGUUGAUUUCUCAGAUAAUGGUUGAAAAAUCUACAGGGGCAUAUACAAAUUCUAUUUAGAUUUUUGAGAUACCAACUUCAAAUUCAGAAUCCUCUACAAUUGGACCCAUUAUUAUAUUCAGCGAUGCUUCAAAUUCCCUCAUUGAUACAAGCAAUAUGCUCAUCUAAACUACUUAGACUAUUGUAGAUCCAAAUUAUCAACAUUAUUAAAUAAAUUUCUUAAAUGCAACAAUGACUUAAGAUUCAAAUACUAUUGAUUUGAAAUUAGAAGAACAACAAUAAAUCGGAUUAAAAAAAGAGUUUACUCUAUCAUAUGAUAGCAACGAGUUUGAUAAAUAAUAAAAUUAUUCAAUCUCUAUAAGUUCCUCUUUGACGUUGAAUUCUACCAGAAGAUUGUUAGGACAGAGAAAUAUUAUUCCACAACUACAAAUAUACAAUAGUUUUGAUGGAAAUAAAGUAGAAUAUUAAGAGGUCAAUAUUUAUUUAAAUCAACAGACUACUCUUAAAGGAGGAUAUAUGGCUUUGAUUAUUAUUGCUGUUACAGUGUGUUCAUUGCUUUUCAUAAUGGUCACAAUCGUACUAGUAGAAAAAGUUGAAAACAAAUACUUCAAAAUAAAGUAAAAUGAAGAUAAAAGAACUCCAACAGAUAUACAAUCCAAUUGA
This is a messenger RNA of Paramecium octaurelia, 1530 nucleotides long. Lineage: Eukaryota; Ciliophora; Oligohymenophorea; Peniculida; Parameciidae. The record is from the annotation of a GenBank genome assembly.